This is a messenger RNA of Paramuricea clavata, 11759 nucleotides long. NCBI's taxonomy places the organism in Eukaryota, Metazoa, Cnidaria, Anthozoa, Malacalcyonacea, Plexauridae. The record is from the annotation of a GenBank genome assembly.
GCCGUGAUCCAAUAUGGCCGCUGAAGAGGAGAGUUUUGUGAGUAUUGGAAGAGCUUUUGACGUACCUGAUGAAGAUGCACCGAAGAAAAAGGCCCUUCCAGUUCAUGAACAAUAUGCCACAGACAACGAUGGACGAAGACGAUUUCAUGGCGCCUUUACAGGAGGUUUUUCAGCAGGUUAUUUCAACACGGUGGGAAGCAAGGAGGGAUGGAAGCCCUCUACGUUUGUUUCGUCCCGAUUGAAAAGAUUCGAAUCAUCGCGCCAAAAGCCCGAGGAUUUUAUGGAUGAAGAAGAUCUAGGGGAGUUUGGAAUUGCUCCAAGAAAUGUUGAAACAACAAAGUUGUUUUCUCGAGAGCAUGAAAGCGAAGAGAAACGAAAUGAACCUGUUGUAUCAACAUCUGGGGUCAGUUUUGACUCAAUGAUGAAAUAUGCUCUACAAGACUUGGUAGUGCCAUGUCGGAUGUCUAUUGGAGUUAAGUUAUUGAAAAGGAUGGGGUGGAAGGAAGGACAGGGCAUUGGCCCACGUGUGAGACAACUGCCAAAGAAAAAGGUGGGUAUGAGUCACAAAUGGAAGCCUGACUGGAAAGUUUGUGCACUGUGUACCCAGACUGGAAAGUUUGGAAAUUGCACGCCAGAGAUUUCAAAAAUUUAAUAGUAAAUAUAUAGAAAGCAUAAAAAAUGUGCAUGGAAGAUCUUCCGCGCAUGGUGCAAAAAAUGCAGUCUGCUUAUCCCAAGUUAAUUCACUUCGAAAAUUAAUUGGACUUCCAAAGAUCUCAGAACUUUGCAUAUUUUUACAAACUUUACAAUGUGGGUUGAUGUAGUUUUACAAUCCUCUCUCAUGAUCUCAUUAUUGGCUAUCAUCUCAUAAGGGGCCGUUGUCAUAUAGAUUAUGUCUUGCAUUGUGGACUUGGUCUGCGAUUGCUUGAACCCCCUCCCACCUACAAUUUUUGCCAGAAACUAUGGGACAGCUGCUGUAAUUUCAUAUAAUUUGAAAGGAAUAGCACCCCCCGUUCCCCCAGUUCAAUGUUGGGCCAACAAAAAUUUGAUGUCUGGAUACGCGGCGCCAACAUUGAAACGGGUGGGGGGAGUGAGGGUGGAAAAUGUGUAUCAGGAAAUGGUAUAUUACAACCGCAUGCAUGUGAAAACUAGAUUGUCCCAAUCUAUAUUGUCAAAGAUUGUGUGUUGAAGUAAUACCAUUACUCUUAAAUUUAACUUAAUUUAACUUGUAGGCAUCUUGAAGCUGUGUACGCAGUUAUAUUUUCAUAAUUUCUUCACCUCUUUUAGGUCCUCUAGCAAUUUCGGUGCACACGGAUAAUUUUUGUGUACUGUGUUAUACGGCAAAGUUUGCGUAUGCGUGUGUUAGGAAAUAGCUAAAACCCGUCUGAAACAUCGCGCAUAUUUAAAAUCAGAUUUAAAGGCUUAUAGUGCUAAAUUUUAGACACAAAAUUGACAACUGCGCCAUCUUGUUAGUAUAACUAAGCGCGUAUAUGUGACAAUGACAUCAAUAUAGAAAUGAAUCUCACCACGAAUCUCACCAUAUUUUCAUGGGCUCACACGCCAUAAAAGCCUUAAUAGCAGACAAUAUCAAACAAAUUCACCCUAGGCAUCUAAAGUCAAACAUAUUUUACAAGGUAGGACGAUUUUACAAGUUUUCGUAACGAACUGACUAAGAUACGAAUGAUGUUCUAGCAACGAUUCUCACUUUCUGACAUAAAAUAGCCAAUGAGAUACAGAUUUAUUUACGUUUUGUAGUGAGCUUCGAAAGGAAUAACGAAAUGAGAUACAGAUUUAUUUACGUUUUGUAGUGAGCUUCGAAAGGAAUAACGCCCCCCAUUCCCCCAGUUCAAUGUUGGGCCAACAAAAAUUUGACGUUGGAUACGCGGCGCCAACAUUGAAACAGGUGGGGGGAGGGAGGGUGAAAAAUGUGUAUCAGGAAAUGGUAUAUUGCAACCAAAUGCAUGUGAAAACUAGAUUGUCCCAAUCUAUAUUGUCAAAGAUUGUACCUCAUCAGGGACAAGUAAAAAACCAAUGAGAAUCGAAAUUGUGAUCCAAAAUAUUGUCCGAAAUAUGACUGUGAGCGGUCUACUAUAGGACCUAUAGGCAAGGUUAGAAUAAGUUGACUUUUAACAUUACAAUCACCUUGUAAUAAAUAAAAACUAGUUUCCGUAUUGUUUAGCAGAACUUUGUAAGCGACAUAAAAUUUAAAUAAAUACCCGAUUUGCUGUCUACAAAUGCAAUAUUUAUAUCCCCGAUUGAACGAAAGAAAGUUUGUGUCGCACAGCGAAGUGAAAAGUCAACGCAAAAUAUUUGCCUGCAAUCAGUUAUUCCAGCGGCAACACAUUAAAUUGGAAUUAACCGGAAUGGGUUUGGACAUAGAUUGUAUACUUUGAAAAUUAAUGUAAAUAUCAAACUAAGUAUUGUUGUUGAGCUGUGUCAACUUUUUGCCUCUGAACUUUUUGUGAGUAUUAUUUAAAAUGCACUACAUUUUCUUCAAAAAUUUCCGGCUGGCAUCAAACGCGCUAAUCGGGUGAAUAUUAAUUGGCAUGGAUGGAAACUGGUAUUGGCGUAGCCAGUGAAGCAGAAGUAGGGAAGGGGACAAUGUAUGACAUCAUGAAGAUAUUGUUGGGUGGACGUGAGCCUGCUAGGGAUGUCUGGGGGUAUAUUCACUUGAGCGUUUUUGAAAUCUGAGACCUCAGAGCCCCAGGAAUUGAUUGCUGAGAAAAAUAAAUAAACAAGGCAUUAUAAAAAGAAUAAAGUGUGCUUGCUUACGUAGCAUUAAAUGUUUUUCCUUUAAUUUAUGUCUUCGACAUACCUUUGACAAAUGUUCAUCAUAAGGUGGACAUUAUAUUGUGCACAUCCCCCCCCCCCCGAACAUUUCUCAGAGAAAUGGAGUUUUUGGUGUAGAGGAGACUUGGUGUCUUUUGUCUGAAGGUAAUUGGUGCUGGGAAUCGAACGAUAAGGGGUGUAUUUUUUCCUUUUUCCACUGGUGACUGUAUAGGUGUCUUGCUGGAGGGUGCAUUAUCAGGUAUGGUUCGUUUAGUAAGAAGAGGAAGGUAAUUGCCAAUGAUAGUCAAGACAGGUGUGCUUGUACAGGGACAUGCUUUUGGAGGAACGUUUGAUUACAAAGGGUGAUUCUACCAGAUCCAUUGACUCUGUAUUGGUUGAGUUUGAUGCCUCGAUCACAAGACCUGUCUUGUGUCACUUGGUAGAGUGGGGACUUGUUUGACUCUGUAUUCUCACAUGGUUGCCAAUAACCAGGGAUGGUAGUUUCUUUAUGUGUUCUGCCACUGCUCGGCAGCUUUCAUAUGGCAAAUUGUUAAGGUCCCUUCCCUUCAAUAAGCAUGUCGCUCUCGUUGGGUGUGGCUUGCACCAACCAGGUAGAAUAGGUCUGUAUGAAUUAGUUGCAUCCCUACCAGGUAGAAUAGGUAUGAAGUAGUUGUGAAAUUCAAAGCAUACUUCUGAGCAGCUUGAUUAUAAACUUGGAAAUAUUUUUUCAGAAAUCUUGUCUGAAUUAUCAGCAGUUUAAUUUUCUAACGUUUUGAAAUAAACAGACGUACAAAUACUAUUGUUCCCAGUAAACUGCGAAACGACCGUUUUUUUAGGCGGUUUGUCAGUGACAAUUUUGUCAAUUACGAAGGACAUAUUUGUGUACCUCGUGAUCACAAUUCGCUGCAAGCGGCGUGUGAAAAACUGCAAGUUUCAGUUUGACAUUCUGACAGUUAAAUGGUUUCUAAUUUUAUUGUCCAAUCAGGUGCGUAGUUUUGAUUUAAAAUUCAAAACUACACAUCUGAUUGGACAAUAAAAUUAGAAACUCAUUUAACUGUCAAACUGAAACUUGCAGUUUUUCACACGCCGCUUGCAACGAAUUGUGAUCACGAGGUACACAAAUAUGUCCUUCGUAAAAAUGGUCGUUUCGCAGUUUACUGUGAACAAUAGUAUAAAUAAACCAAAGCAAUGGGUUAAAUAUAACCCACGGUUAGCGCUAACCGUGCUUUGAACAACCGGCCCUUGGUCUACAAUGACCAAAUAGUUAACUCGUAGUGUUCUGUCAAAGUAAACAAAGACAGUCAAACCAAAAGGCUGGAAAUGAAUUUACUUAUGCGUCAUCACAUGUAUCAUUUGAUUGGACGAAACACUUUUUCUCACGUGUGAGAAAAUUAUUUCUCUUUCCUGCAUGAUUGACUUAUAUUUAUUGCGAAACCAGUUUUUGCGUAAGUAAAUCCAUUCUUGAAACGCGUUAUCUAUAACCAUUUAAGGCCUUUCAUUUUUUUUUUUAUUAUCUUAAUCAGGUGUAUGGAUGCGUCCUUCCUCCUUGCCCUGCAGCAAAUGAGAAAGGUGAUAACGAACAUGAUAUUUAUGCUGAAGGAUUGCUGUUUGCUCCAAAGGAUACGAUGACUAUUAAAUUUACUCCAAAAGAUAAUUUACAUGGCAUUGGUUACAAAGGAAUGUUGGCUCCUAAGCCAAUGGAGAUUUCCAAGCCCGGUUUCUCGGGAAAUUUGAAGAUCAAAGGGCAGGUAAGCAAUCCACGAUUCACAAAUCUUGGAACCGGUUGCACAGUCUAUGCCCCAACUUGAAAAAACCCUUUUCUAUAUGCUCGAAGGUCAGGUUCCUGAUCUACAGUAAGCGUAGCGUAUCAGGGACAUUUAAUAAUAUCAAAUAAUAUGCCAUGCACUGUUUAUGUUCCAACAAGCACACUAAGGAGGGAAAACACAACCUGAUUUUUAGUAGGCUAAAAAAAAAAUCAUUCAAGUCACGAUGAAAACUAUUUUAAAAUAUUUGCCCCAUUGUGUAUCCGUUAUACGUGCUGUAGGCAUUUGGUGUCGGGGCAUUUGAAGAUGAUGAUGAAGAUGUUUACAGUCAAGAUUCAAUUACAAACUAUGAUAUCGAACUUCAUGAUAGGAAACCUUUACAUACUGAUCUUCAUGGAUGGACAGGGCCACCAGGACAGGCAAUUAAAGGUGGGUAAAAUAAUUUAUUUUGUGCUUCUCGCUUGACAAUAUUGAGACACUCAGGAAUAUUUGGUGUCUUUAGAAUAAUAAAAAAAAUAAUACAUAUGUUUAAAUUGUUUUUUCUAUACUGUACAUCGCGCGGUUUGAAAACUAAAACUCUCAGAUAGAAGUAUCUGCGCAUGAGUUUGUAAAUAUUGUGACAGACAUAUUCAAUACGUAAUACAUUAUGGUUGGUGGUAGAAAUAACGUAAUACAGUAUGGUUGUUCGGUCCGAUCUGAUCAAAAUAUUAAUAGUUUAAACAACGAAUUAUUGUAAAGUGUUAUAAAGCAACUUUACGACAACGUUGUCCUGGAGAAAACUUCUUAUACUGUUGUGCUACAGUAUAACUUCUGUAGUGAGGUUGUUGAACUUUAUGCAGAUAAGAAUCAGUAUAUAACACCUUACUUUCUUGCAUAACUAUUCAUGUUAUUUUAGGUGGAGCUCUUUCACUGUUUGCCAAAGCCUCUAAGCCAAAACCUGCCAAUAAAGCCUUUCCCCCACCAUCGAUUCCCGGAGGGUACCAACCCUUUAUUGACGUGAAAGAAACAUACGAUGUAAAAAAGGACGAAACGUCUAUGGCUCAACUUACAUCCGAAGCCAGAGGCAAACUUCUUGGAGAACAACCACUACAAAAGACAACUAAGUCGGUAUUCGAUCUGAUGAGCAAGGAUGAUAGAGAGCGCAUUACUUCGACUAAAAAAACAUUGCAAACGAAUUCUCCUUUAGUGAAAAAUUCUUUGACUCAACAAUGUUCAAAUGUACGUGCAGUAGGUUUUCAACCAUUUGCUAAAGAUCCGGCUAAACAAGCCCGCUAUGAUAGCUUUCUGGAAUCUCGAAAGAGUCAUGGAAUUGAAUCAAAUACAUCGAACGAGCUACGGUUUGUUUGCUUUUUAUCUUUAUUUAAUGUACAAAAUUGUCCUUCAGUAGCAUUAUAUGAAUCUUGUGUAUUCGAGUAAGGCCAAAAGCUACUGUUUGACUGCAUUACGAUCCUGCUACAACGUUGACGAUUCACGAACUUGGAAGACUGUCUGUGUCAAAUCAUAGAAAUGUAACACAUGCAGAAGUCUCAUCCGACCAUUAACUUGCUGUUACUAGAGGGGCGUUUGCACAUUGUGAUUUGUCCUGUGCGAUUCGGGUUUUGGUGUAUGAAAUUCAUUUGAUGCCUCAACUCCAAAAAUCUGAAUUGAAGCGAAACUUUAAAUGCACAAUUGACGCGUGCCUACUCGAUUGGAUUCGCCAAAAUACGAGUCGUACACGGCGGAUCGCGGUGUUAAGUAAACUAAGUAUAAUUACAUAGGUGAUUUAGUGAAAAUUUUCCACGCUGAUUGGUUGCCGUUGAGGUGAUUAUAACGCGAUAAUCACCUAAGCGAUUUUCGAAAUAUUAUGGCGGCCUUCGACUUUGUCUCUGUCCCUAUUCACCGAUAAUCACCUAGCCUUCGGCGAAAAAAUGUUAAUUAUUUCUGUUUUCUAUAUUUAUAUUUAUAUUGAUAUUUUGUAAAGGGCCCACUGUAAUUGGUGUUAAGCUGUUGUGAUGUCCCAGCUUCUUUAAUGCAAUUAUUGUAUGAUGUUUGGAAGCGAAGCACAAUAAAUAAAUAAGUAUAAUUAGGCGGCAAAUUUUAAUAUAAAAACUAUAAAAAUAUAAAAAAGUGUCUUAGCUUUCGUCGUCGACGACGCAAAUUUUUUUCCGUAGACAGUCGGACUCCUCAUUGAUAGUCGGACGCAUCAUUGAUCCGCGUCCAGGCCUCCGCGCGUUAUCGAUGGAUCCCUUCGUACCCUGCGUAACCCAUUGGUGCACCAUAUAUCCAUCACUCCACGUUAUUCUUCUUCGACCACGUGUAGAAAGAUGAACGAUUUGCUUCGCGAUGGUAUAGUAAAUAUACAAACUUGUUUUUCUGGUUGCGAAAAUACUCAACAACUGUUAUUGCAAAUUAAAACUAUAUAUCAUCCCAAAUGAAGAGAAUCGGGAUAAGAUAAAUAGCGUGCCAGGAAAUACUGGAAGAUUCAAAGCGGCCAUCAAGACCACUUUCCACAAAUAGGAGUAUUGCAGAAUACCCGUCCACUAGUAAUAUAUCAUGUAGCCUGGCCACUAUUUCACUGGAUACGUAUAUACCAGAUCUUAUUGUCUCGUUCUAAUAUAUACAAACUAAUUACUAAAACAAUAUUACGAAUUGAUACUAUAAAGGAAAUAUCAUGCAAGACUUUUAAUGUUUAAUAUUAUGCUUAGUAUGCUUUAUGAUAUAAUUUUUUUUCUCCCAGCUACGCUAAUUAAUCAUAAUCUGUCAAACACCAUUGUCCGGUUGUGUGGAACAUAUUACGGAGCUUUAGAUUUGACUACGAGUACGACUACGAGUACGAGAUUUGAUCGCGUGCUAGGAAAUUACCGUAGUCGUUUUCGUUUUCACUCAAAUGUUGUUUUUAUAGCAGUAAACCAACAACGAGAGAAAAAGUUUCAUAAAUUAAAUCUCCUGCAGACUAAAAUCCCCUACAAAACGUGAAAAUAAGUCAUAACAUUAAAAACAGGCCAGAUAUUUAGUAUUAAUAUAUUAUUUGCGCCGGAUAAACGCUAGAAAUUAUUUUUGGAAAACAAAAAAAAGUCAACUUUCUUUGUUUUUUUGAAAAGUCGUCGUGAGGACUACGAGAUUUAUCCGCAAGUUCGUUAUCAGAUGGGCGACGGCUACCACUUUUUCGCGUCAGUACGGGAUGGCGUAAGCAUACAGCAUGCGUUUUCGCUUGACGAAUCUCGUACUCGUAGUCAAAUCUAAAGCUCCCUAUUUACAUAUUGGCACCACAUUUAAGCUCUCUAUAGCAUGAGAAUUUAAUCUAUUAAUGCUAACUGUCACCUUAAUCUCAAAAUAACUACUUGACUGCGUAUCCGCGUAUCCACUAAAAUAUAGAGCUACCUAUAGCAUGAGAAUUUGAUCUAAUGUUAAUCUAACUGUACGCCUCGUUCUCAAAAUAACUUGACUGCAUGUCCGCGUAUCCACUAGAAUAUAGAGCUACCUUUAACACUAUGACAAUUUAAUCUAUUAACGCUAAGUCACGGGAUUUUAAUCUAUCAAUCUAUUUAUUAAUCUAUUGAGAAUAAAUGUAGAUGUAUUAAUGCAUCGUAUCCAUGAUGUUUGAAAAACAUAGCUUAAAAGUGGACGGGUAUUCUGCAAUCGCUCCGGAAGAUAUUGCAAUGGGUUUUUUUCAAAAUUAUGGAAUCGAAAACAAUGAAACUUAUAAAGAAUUACAGAAGCAACGAAAAGAGUUACAAAAAACUGCUACAAAAGCAAAGAAAAGCAAGUGGAAAUGGCGAAUAUAACUUAAUAAAAUAUGUCAGAUGUCAUCACCACACAAGAUGUAUGAAGCCACAAUGUGUCCUGCUCAGAUUUUGACAUCUCAACCAAGCAAUACAACAUUUUGAAAUUAUCGAUUGCGUGCGCAAGACACACUGGGAAGGCGCAUCUAAUAAGAAGAGUAUCCGCUGAAUGUUUUGUUUAAGGGCGCGGGUCAAUGAUGCGUCCGACUCUCUACGAGGAGUCCGACUGUCUACGGAAAAAAAAUUUGCGUCGAUGACAUCAUCAGGGAUUGUGAUACAAUGUUGCAUGGUUGACUCUCAUAACGUUGCGAUUUAAUCUCAUAUUGCAUUGUCUUUAAUUUAAUUGUACAGGAGUGGGCCAGACUACUCAAAAGAAUGCACUUUACGCAUGGAACAAAAUACAUCAUGAAAAUAUGAAAAUAUCCUGAACUUGUCCCUAAACCUUCUUAAUAACAUGCUGGUAUUCGACAAAGCGUUUCUACCAUAGAAACCUACAGUAAAACAAGCUAGACAUUUUCAUAUUUGCUUUUAUUAAUUAGAUGUGGUUUGACUGAAUGGGAAAGGGAACGUGAAAAGGAAGAAUUCUCUAGAGCGGCGAUGCUUUAUCAACCACUGAAAGGAGACAUAGCUGCACGUUUCAUGGGAGGGAGAAACAUCGAUGACGAUGCUUCCGAUAAAGUAUGUUCACUUUGUUUCUUUUGGCUAAGCUAUAUACUAAAAUAUAACUGAACAAUUCGCUCGAAAGUCGAAGAAUCAUAAAAAAGAUUUUGUUAUUACGUUUAUUGUGGACAACUGAAAAGAAGUUCUGUUAUAUUAUAAGAAGUUAUUUUAAGUCCUUUCACCCCCUAGUCUCCCUCGCAGACGUUCUUAUAGCUCUAACCCUCGCUAACUAACGUCUGCUGAAACGAGCUGCACAUUCCAUUCCCUUUGUUUUAGGAGCCAAUCAUCUGGCAAUGUUCAAAAGAGUUAGAGCCAAUUGGAAGCCGCCUUAUUGAGAGUUUAGCUACUGGGGAAAGCCCUUGCACAUGGGAAUAUAUUGUUUGGGUUGAAAUUUGUUUACUUGCGUGGAGAUAUUUUGGAAACUAUAGCCUUGAACUUCACGAUGCUUACGUAGAAUAAUAUUGUGAUCAUCUUCUCGCAUGUUCUGCAAACAACCGGCGUAUAUAAAAUGCAAAAGCUAUGCAACAGGCGAAAUUUUAAAUUUUGUUAACAAUGACAAACAAGCAAUCUGGAAACUCGAGAACGAGUAGAUCAGGAUAUGUCCAAAUGUUGCUAUUAAAUUAAACUCUUACUAAGUCUAGUCUUACGAUAUGCCAUGGCUUCGACGAAAAAUUCUAAAAGAUUAAGCUCUCGUUGCAUGUAGAAAAGUAUAACGAAGUUACAUGUAUAAACGUUUCGAAGUUUGGGCGAACUGGAAAUUCAUAUCGGCGCAAUUAAAAGUUUCUCGGGUUUUAUUUGUGUUGUGUUUACAUUCAAAAGUCAGAAGUCGUUGCUCAAACAGCAAAUUAGUUUACUUUGAAACUAAUAUUUCGCUUUCUAAGCCACUGACAGUAUUAUAUCAAAUUUUCUGUCUUCUGAGUUCUGUUGUCUUAAAGAUAUAUAUCUGCCAUCCUGUCCACGUUUUAAAUAUAACCGAACAUCUUUAAUAUCUGAAUCUGAUAAUUAAUGGCGCAUUUUAUUUCCUGGACAAGUAUCAAUGUCUUUAAAUUCAAUUUAUGUGCAAUUUUGACCAAAAUUCAACCGAUGACUGCUUUCAAAAUAUAAAAAUAUUUAUGUACUAUUUAUUCCGCCUGUAAAUCACUUUCCGAAAUAUAGAAGGUUCGCUGUGAUUGGUCGAUCGGAGGGAAUGGAAUGUGCAGCUCAUUUCAGCAGACGUUAGUUAGCAAGGGUUAGAGCUAUAAGAACGUCUGCGAGGGAGACUACCACCCAAGAUAACGUCGAUCAGAUCAAUAUUCAGUUGUAUUUUGACUGACAGACUCACAAUUAUUGUACUUUACUACUGUCAUUGGCUAGGAUUGUAUUUUGAUACAAUAUUUAAAUAGUGAUUUGGUUUUUGCUGGAGUGGCAAUAAACAAUACAACCACGAUAUAACCGUUUCCAAAAUUAAAAUGUCCAUAAUACAUGUCAUAUUCUUUUUGGUAGAAGUUGGCAACCAUGGUUAAAAUUAUAAAACAAUCUUUUAAUGGUGACCUUGUUUACAUGAUAUAUGUCUACUGACAGUCUAUGAAAUUAGAAACGUUAUGCACCUGUGGAGGUUCCGUUGAACUUAUCCUUCAGCCUUCUGCAUAUAGUCUAUAUAAGCGUAAAAAAAUUUGGAAGUAUAGAAGAAACAGAAUAGCAUGUUAAAAUCUUACUAGUUUAAAGCUUUCAACUGUCUUGGUGACCUAAUAGCCUUGAUUCAACCUGUCCAGAGUACAACACAACAUGAAAAACACAGUGCAAUUUGGUGAAAAUUUAGCGAAAUUGCCAGAAAUAUUAUUUGCCCAUUCAUCACGCAACCGCCAUUUUAAAACUGAACUAUAUAGGUCACUGAAGCAUACUUGCAAAAUCACCCAUAAUAUCUAUAAAAUAUACCGAUGUACCUGUGAAAUGUUCAUUUUGUGACAUCCUAAAGACAGACAAUUAGCAUUUUAAAGCUCCCUCGAGCUACGCAUACAUAUGCACACAGUAAGUUUAAUCUGGUGUCGUUUGAAACAUACUUUAGCUAAAAUACAACUUGAGCAAGAAGUCCAACAAUGGGGUCACAAAAACAGUCGAAAUUGUGCCCAAAUUUGCAUACAUGAAAACAUCUCCGAUCAAGAGGUUUUGCUCAAUACAGUAGAUAAGAUGCUAAGUCGCAAAGUGAAGAAACAAUUACCUUCAUAUGAGGAAUUGGCAAACAAAGUCGCUGAUUUCUUUGUGGAGAAAAUACAGAUUCUAAGAAAUGAUUUCUCUACAGACAUGCCCCAUAUGAGAGUAACCCUAUAGUAUAUAAUGUACCAAAUGUUGCGAUUGAACUUCAUGAAUUUACAUGCAUUAACCAAAGAAGAACUAGGCCCUCUUCUAUGUUGCUUAGUUGGAAAAUCUUAUAUCAUAUACCUGGCUGUAUCUUGAGGGAUCGCAUUGAAGAAUUACUACCAACUGUAACGAGAAUUAUUAACCUUUCUCUACAAACAGCCGUGAUGCCCAAUGAUCUUGAAACCUAAAAUUAAGAAAGCAUCUCUUGACAAUGAAUUGUUCCCUAGCUUCUGACCUAUUUGUAACAUACGGUUCUUAGCCAAAGCUACUGAGAAAGUUGUCACAUCUAAGUUGGACUGUCGCCUGACUAAUUCAAAUGCUCAUUAAUUAUAUCAGUCGGCAUACAAACAAGGACAUAGUACAAGCACCACAUCGACCAUUACCUUCAUUACAGAGUAUUUACUCCGGCACACAACUGAUCGAAUCAACACUGAGAACAUUGGACUGUGGUUUGAUGACACUAUGUCUAUGA